AUCUCCUGCCGGCUUCAUGCAAUUUGGAUGAUUUUCUUUUCAUAGUUGAAUACUUAUUUGCUAGAAGAAGAAACUAGUUUGUGUAUAUUUUAUGUCUAUGAAGUCCUUCCUCUCUGACGUAUAGUGGAUUUUAUGCAGACCACAUGUUACAUCAUCAAAGAUUUGUGGAAUAAAACAUCAAUAAAGAAGACCUUGUGACACUGAAGAGGGACCAAACCUAGCAGAGUGCCUAUCAUCACAGAUAACACAAGAAGCUCCUGCCUUGCUGAUGUCCAGUGAUGAGGUCUCCGUAUCUGAAUAUUUACAACUCGUCUUGGAACUUGAGAUUUUCUAUUUACUGUAGAGCUCGAUGAGGUCUAUCCUUCAUAGUCAUUAUCAGUUGGAGCUCACUGUAAAGUGGGGAUCUGUUUCAUACUGAGUAGUUUCCUCUUAGUUUUGAUAAUGCAAAACAAUUCUACAACCAACUAUGUAUACAAUGGGGUCAAUGGCAGCUAUGAUUUGGACUUUCCACCAUGCACAGAAAAUGUGUGCUCCUUUUUCCCCAUACGAAUACUCAUCCCACUGACUAUAAUCUGUCUUGUCAUAAUGGUGGCUGGGCUCAUUGGAAACACCAUUACUAUCCUUAUAAUCAAAAGAUAUAAAGAAAUGAACACAACCACAAACUUCUACUUAUCCAGCAUGGCAGUGUCCGACAUGGUCAUUCUCCUCUGCUUGCCUUUUGACUUGUACCGUCUAUGGAGGUCUAUACCUUGGAUCUUUGGAGGAUUUCUUUGUAAAUUUUUAUGUUUCAUUAGUGAAGCUUGUACAUACGCCACCAUUCUACACAUCACCGCUUUGAGCAUUGAGAGAUAUCUUGCCAUAUGUUUCCCUCUAAAAGCCAAAGUCUGUAUUACCAAGAGAAGGGUGAAGAUGGUCAUCGUUCUUCUAUGGGUUAUUGCUUUGUUGUCUGCUGCUCCUCUUUAUAACCUUAUUGACAAUGUGCAAAUUGUCAACUACACAGAUUUCUCCAAAAUCAGCUGGGAGUGUAAAUAUACCCAGUAUGCCAUAGAAUCUGGACUUCUUAAGGUCAUGAUGUGGGUGACAACUGUCUAUUUUUUCUUUCCUAUGUUAUGUCUCACUGUUCUCUAUGGCUUCAUUGGUAAAAAGUUGUGGAAAAGCAAAAACACUCUGCGAGGUCCUAAUGCAGCAAAUCGAGAAAGAUGCCACAGACAAACAGUGAAAAUUCUGGCUGUGGUCGUCUCGGCUUUCAUAAUCUGCUGGCUGCCGUUUCACAUGGGAAGAAUCAUCUUUAUGGACAGUAUGGAUUUUCAGACAAUGAAAUUCUCACAGUAUUUUAACCUAGUGGCCAUGCAACUCUUUUACCUGAGCGCUUCCAUCAACCCAAUACUUUACAACUUUAUAUCGAAGAAAUAUAGGACUGCAGCCUACAAGCUCCUCCGACUUAGCACUUCAGAUGAAAGGGCCUACAAUGUCAUCAAGGAUGAAACCGGAGGUCACACGGAGACUACAUGUAUCCAGAAUGAAUAUAUCACACACAUAUGAUGCCAUAUAGUCAAGCAUGCAAUCCCUAGUGGCAAAUUUCUAAUUCAUAGAUCGAUAUAAAGCUUAGAAAAAAAUAAAUGCUGAAGAAUGCUAUGCUAGGUAGGAAUUAAAAUGUUGUCCUUAUUGAAGAAUUCACAGAAUCAAUAAUAGCAGUAUUUUCUUUACAUAAUCCGCAGGCCUGGCCAUUAGGGAAUAUAAAAGGAAUUCCUUAACUUGCAGAUAUAAUUCUAUAUGAAGACCAUAAGGGCUUACAAUGACACCAAUAUAGGUAACUAGUGGAUAAGAGAGAACUUGUCCCUAGGACCAUAUCUCAUGUGAAUAUUCUAUUUGUUUAUCAUCUAUAGUCCAGGUCAGCUACCUACCUAACUGAAAUCUAUCAGAUCACAGACGAGCGGCAGGAAGAUCACAGGUCUAUAGUUCAGUGCUACAGAGACGGUUCAACCCUACUUAUCCUUAUGUAUUUGGUGGCUUCCCAACUCACUAAAACCAUAUGUCAGGAAAAGAUGAGUCCAGUUUGUUGGAUUUCAACAUGCUUGACCCAUUAGUUCUUGGUGAGAUAAGCCAUCACAAUGGCUGCAGCUUUCUCACCACUCACCUUUGAGAAUACAUAUACUUAUAUGUAUAGGGAACUGGAAGAGAGUUGUUGGCCAAAACAAGCAUUAGGCCAACAAUUGUCCCAUAGGUAUGGUCAGCAAAAACCCACAACAAAUAGAUGAUCACAUGGCUGUGCAUGAACCUAUAGUCACAUAAGAUACUCAAGUGGAACAAAAACCUACAAGAAUUAUUACUGUGCCCUUGAACUUGCUUUGUGUGCGCCAUCCCUCUACAUCAACCAGAAGGUUGUCUGAAUGAUUUCAUCCAGUGUUAAUUUCGCUGACUAGUCAUUUUAGUCAACAAGACUUUAUCGGUGACGAAAACUAUUGGUUAUUAUGACUAAAACCAUAUGUAAAAUGUAUCAAAAUUUUUGUCAACUAACUAAAACUAGACUAAAAUGUUAGGUAGAGAAGAUUAGGAAAGAGAUCCCAUCAGA
Hyla sarda is the source of this 2572-nucleotide messenger RNA. It is a transcript of the gene MLNR, whose product is annotated as motilin receptor. Gene Ontology annotation, cellular component: plasma membrane. The coding region runs from base 442 to 1542 and encodes 366 amino acids. The transcript has 2 exons. Gene Ontology annotation, biological process: G protein-coupled receptor signaling pathway. Lineage: Eukaryota; Metazoa; Chordata; Amphibia; Anura; Hylidae. Gene Ontology annotation, molecular function: G protein-coupled peptide receptor activity. The record is from RefSeq and is a predicted model, not a curated record.